Molecule: messenger RNA, 1638 nt
Organism: Sclerotinia sclerotiorum 1980 UF-70
Lineage: Eukaryota; Fungi; Ascomycota; Leotiomycetes; Helotiales; Sclerotiniaceae
Exons: 4
Coding region: 1-1638 (545 amino acids)
Cellular component (GO): dynactin complex
Source: RefSeq, a predicted model, not a curated record
AUGCUUACCAAAAAGGAAGCCUGGCGAAGCGCCCGCGAUGGAUGUGACAAGUGUGAUGAACAAGCUUUUGUGGAUGUAAUUAGGAAAAAGAGAGCGUCUGGUAACGAUGGCAUGAGGGUGAUGAAGCAUAAACAAGACUACCUAGCAGUGAAGAGUGAGGGUAACAGAUGCACAAGAUCAUGUUUUCAGUGUCCAAUAUGUAUAUCACCUCUCUCAGUAAACGAAGCGCCAGUUGGCGAACAAUACAAUGUUCCUAUCCCAUCUCCGACAGCACCCUAUAUCCUCCAUUGCGCAUACUGCAUGUGGAGCUCGACCGAAAUUGGCAUACGAUUUGAGAAACCAAACUCCGUAUACUCACAGUUAUCCAAGAUAAAGAAUGGUGGUGAGUCAUUAAUAAGUGCAAAAGAUCGUCGUCGAGAUAUGGAGGAAAGGCGGUCAUCUUUGGCUACAGAAACGAUCCUGGAAGAGGCGGACGAAGUCACCGAGAAGCAUUUCGACCCGAACGAGAAACUCGACAUAGAAGGUCAAUAUGCGAACCUAAGGUCUUUCUACCAGAAUCAAUUGGCAGAUUCAAAUCCAAGUAGUGCGCUAGGGUUUUCGAAUGAUUAUGGAUACGGAUCACCAGGAGCAUUAACUAGAAUAAUGGGUCUCUACACAGGUGGAAGUUUUGGCGACAGAAAAACAAGAUCUAAAGCUGCGAGCAUACGAGAAGCAAUAGAUUCAACUGAAGGCCUUCAAAUCUAUGAUUCCGAAGCCGAAUCCAUAGCUGUGUCACAACUUCUCAAGGAAGGUUGGGAAGGUACAAUUACCACUGAGCAGAGAACAAGCCAAAUAUCCCCUUCAACGCGGUUCCUCGAUUCCCUACGUCCAAUUCCCUGCCUCCUCCGCACAAAACGCUCCAAACGUUGCCGCACCUGCCGUCAUAUCCUUUCCAAACCCGAAUCGAAAGUCCCAACCACACGCUUCCGCAUUCGCCUCGUAGCCCUAUCCUAUGUCCCCUCCAUUAGCCUCUCCCCUCUUCAACCCCCUCCCGCCCCUACUCCUGCCCCCACUUCGAUAAUCCUCACGCCCCUGAGACCAACCCAAUUUCUCCUAACCUUCAAAAACCCCCUCUUCGAACCCAUCAAAAUAUCACUCGCAACAAAAGGCCUCACCACUGACCGCCACGCCUCGAAAGUGAUCCUUCUCUGUCCCCAAUUCGACGUCGGAGCCAACACAGAUAUGUGGGACGAAGCCCUUCAAGAUUCCUCUUCAUCGAACCAUGACCGCAAACACUCAACCGCCACUCAUAGCAGCAUGCAAAGCCUCGACCUCACUAACGAAGCACACGGUAAGCCCUGGGACAAAGGCCGCAACUGGACAAGUGUAGUCGUCGAAGUCACACCGGGAAAACUCAAAACAAAAUUAUCCGGCUUAGAACAACAGAGGAGAUUAGAAGAAGAGGUACAGAAGGAAAGAGUAGAAGAAGAUGCAGAUGUGUGUGAGAUUGCCCUGUUUGUUAGAGUAGAGUGGGAAGCAGAUACAGCGGGUGACGGAGACGGAACAGGGAAAUUGGGGGGGAUGGGCGAUAGGGAUGCGAGGGAAAAGAGGGAAUUGGCCUAUUGGUGUGUGGUGGGUGUAGGAAGGAUCGGUAAAUAG